UAUUCAUAUUUUAUAAUGUUUAAGAGUAGUACUUCCAAAAGUCCAUUUAAAUGCUCUAAGUCUCCUACUCUCCUUUCCCAUAUUACAUCCUCUUUCUCAUUUUCACACUUUGCCAGGCCUUCUUCUGCUUCUGUAUUCCGUCCUUUUUUUCUAAAGCUUUUAAAGAUAUUUCUUGCUAUUUUAUAUAUUUUGAUUAUGAAUUUCUAUUGGAGAAGUCUUUUUUCUUCAUUUCAAUUGAAUUCUACUCUUUGUAGAAAGGUUGUACACUUGUUUGAAAGCAUGCAAAUUAUAAUAGACUUUGGGUUUGGUUUUCAAUUAGCUUUGAAAAUGUUGAAGAAUCUUGCUUUGGCUGUUGCUACUAUCAUUUUUGCAUUUGGAGGGGUAAUAAUAGGAAGCAUUGCAGGGGCCAUAAAAGGGCAAACAACAGAAUCAGGACUAUGUAGAGGCGCAGCAAUUGGGAUCAUGUCAGGUGCCAUUGUUGCCCUUGAGUUGCUUGAUUCACUCCUUAAUGGUCAUUGUCUAUCUAAGGUAGCUCUGUUUGGAAGCAUAUUCAAUGGGAAAGCUUUUAGGGAAUGGGUUAGCCCUGCAGUUCUUAAGGCUUACCAAUGGCAAACAAGCAUGAAUGAAGGCAAUGGAAUUGAGGAUGGAUCAGACUUAUACAAUAUUGUUGAAAUUCAAGGAAUGUCCCCUGAGCUUAUCAAGAAGCUCCCAGUCAUCAAUUUCCAUCUAAAUUCAUCAACAAAUUCUGAUCUUCCAAUUUCACAUAAUGAUGUUUGUUGCACUAUUUGUUUGCAGGAUGUUGUUGAGGGUGAAAGAGCAAGGAAGCUACCAGGCUGUCAACACUUGUUUCAUAUGUUGUGCAUAGACGAAUGGCUUGCACGAAGUAUAUCUUGUCCAGUUUGUAGAAACACUGUUGAUUUUCCAACUGAAUUUAAUUGUGUGAGCAACAAAUAUGUACUACAAAAUUAAAUUUAUUAUUAUUAUUAUUAUUAUUAUUAUUAUUAUUAUUAUUAUAUUAUUAUUAUUAUUAAGAGGAGGAAUGCAAGAAAAUGUAAAAAGUUGGAAUUAUAGAGUAUUUGCUAUAUAUGGAAAUCUAUAGAUGUUGAGAUCAAUGAAUUGCCAACCAUUCUUACUUAUUAUGUCUCUAUUUUUUGAUUUGCGUGGAGUAUCAAAUAAGCAUAUAGAAGAGGGACAAAAUGGAUGGAAUGGUUGGUGCGUUGUACUCUACUAGAGAAAAGAUUUCUUGUUCAAUUACUAUUUAAUUUAUAUCGCUUACAGACUGUAAGAAGAUGAUAUUUUAUGUAUAUUAAAAAUAAAUAAUAGGAGAUGAGAUUAA
Molecule: messenger RNA, 1336 nt
Organism: Amaranthus tricolor (Joseph's coat)
Lineage: Eukaryota; Viridiplantae; Streptophyta; Magnoliopsida; Caryophyllales; Amaranthaceae
Product: NEP1-interacting protein-like 1
Exons: 5
Coding region: 16-969 (317 amino acids)
Source: RefSeq, a predicted model, not a curated record